Lathyrus oleraceus (garden pea) is the source of this 393-nucleotide messenger RNA. RefSeq names its product protein argonaute 1A. The record is from RefSeq and is a predicted model, not a curated record. Lineage: Eukaryota; Viridiplantae; Streptophyta; Magnoliopsida; Fabales; Fabaceae. The coding region runs from base 67 to 375 and encodes 102 amino acids. The transcript has 2 exons.
GUAUCUAUUUCGCCAGAGAUUACUUCAAAAAAAGUGUGCAGAGAUAUUAUCAACCAGUUAGUUAAAAUGUAUCGGGAAUCCCAGUUGGACAACCGCAUACCUGCUUACGAUGGGAGAAAGAGCUUAUUUACUGCCGGACCGUUACCUUUUACUUCCAAGGUUUUUGUGGUUGUCUUGACUGACGACAAUAGAGGAUCCUCUUCUGAUUCUGAUAGGAAAAAGCGUGAGCGGGAGUUUAAGGUUACUAUAAAGUUUGCUUCCAAGACGGAUCUCUACAACCUUACUCAGUUUCUCCGUCGCAUGCAGCUGGACUGUCCUUACGAAACCAUUCAAGCUCUUGAUGUUGCUUUGAGGGCAACUCCAUCUGAGAAGUAGAGUUAUAUUUUGAGUGUU